AUGCCGCUGAGCCGGACCGUGGUUCCGCUGCAGACGCUCCUAGACGGACGGGCGGGCAGGGCCCUGGGGCUGGCACGAGUCAGCAGCACCCCGGCGCCGGGCAGCAUGGACAGAGGAAAUGUCAUUUCCCACAAGGACAUGAAAGUGCUGGUCGACAGCGGGAAUGCUCGGAUUAUCGACGUGCGGUUGCCAGGGGAGGUGGCGAAUGGCCAUAUCGCCAACUCGGUCAAUAUUCCAGUGGCAGAAGUCGAGGAAGCCCUGAAAAUGGACCCUGAGACAUUUAAGAUGAAGUAUGGUGUGGACAAGCCACGGAUGGAUGACGAGAGCUUGAUCUUCCACUGUCAGAUGGGCAGGAGAGGGGCUCAAGCCACAGAGAUCGCCAUAAACCUUGGCUACACCAAGGCCCGUAACUACACAGGUGGCUACAAGGAAUGGUCUGAGAAGGAAGUGAAGUGAAGUGGGAACGAUUCUGCGAGGGCUGGUGUCUGUCCCUCCACGCCCAGCAUCUGGCUUUGCCCUGAGGACUCUUUUUUCGCUUUCUUGCUGCAAUGUUGUCCCAUUGCUGCUGACACCCAGUGCUGGGAUGGGAACGCUCUGGGCCCUGGUGGGCUCUUGACUAACGCACCUGUCUGAGAAGCUGCCACUCUGCUUUCCGCCUCACCUUCCAGCCCAGUGUCUCACCUGCUCCAUAUGUAGUCACCCCCCUGCCCCGAUAGCAGCUGGGGGGUUCAGAUACUUUAUUGGGGAUGGGGAGAUAUCUGCACCCUCCCAUUCACUCCAUCUCCCCUGGGAAUCUGGGACCCCACCCAUAUGCUUCCUGUGGGGUAAGUCCUCCUCAGCUUAGAUCUGAUGGUCAUUUCAUUUGGGUAGAUUUGAUGGUCAUUUUGCUAUCCCACCUCGUUCUCCAGCUGAAUCUGCUGCUUCCAUCUGUAGCCUGCUAUUUCCACAACAUACUGGGUGCCCCUCAGCCAUCUCUGCACGGAGGAUUAUCUCCGCAGCCACGCCUGGAAAAGAGAGCUCUCUAGCAUUUCCUCUAAUGUAGUACCCGGCUCUGAUAAGGGGUGGGACGUAUGUUAUGGCAGCAAGGCAAUAGUGGAAAUUCCUCAGGGUCAGCCAGGUAUGAUAUUAUACUAAACAUGUUUAAAGUCUUUGUACGGAUCUGUGUUUCUCAGCCUCUUCAUUGGGAGAGCCCUUAUUGACAUUAAAAAAAUUGCACAAUCUUC
This is a messenger RNA of Gopherus evgoodei (Goodes thornscrub tortoise), 1223 nucleotides long. RefSeq names its product thiosulfate:glutathione sulfurtransferase-like. The record is from RefSeq and is a predicted model, not a curated record. Gene Ontology annotation, cellular component: mitochondrion. NCBI's taxonomy places the organism in Eukaryota, Metazoa, Chordata, Testudines, Testudinidae. Gene Ontology annotation, molecular function: thiosulfate-cyanide sulfurtransferase activity.